AUUAUCAUUCGUCAACCUCCAAAACCAACACCAAGCGGGUUCUUUACGCGCGAAGGUUGGAUAAUACAUGAAAAGGGAACUUUAAAACCACGCAAGGGACCUCAUCGUGUACUUCAUUCAUUACGACAUACUGUUUUGAUAUUUUCGUGCCGGACAUCUGGAAAACGCGUUUUCUCAUUCUGGAUAAGUUUUCGAAGUGCGUUUAAGCCCUGAUGGACACAUUGCACGUUGACGCCGGUGGGUGUUUUCUUGUUGUUGCAGCUAACGCGCAAAGGAGGUGCGGGAAAUGAAAAAUCAUCUCUGAAGUGUCGCAAACUUUUUCGCACCUGGGUUUAAACAGCAUCCACCACGACGAAUGGCAUCCUGCAAAGUUUAGUUUCCAAAUGGAUCGCCUUCAGAGUCGGUUUUGUAUCUGACUGAGUUUACAACAAAUUUCAGCCUUCAGAGUUUGACAGUUCAGCAUGGAUACAUUGAGAAUUGCUAGACUAUGCAUGCUCAUCGCAUGCUUUUGCUGUAUAUGGAGGAGUUCAGCAGCAGAUCACAGCCUGACGGACCACCUACAGACGGCAGACGGAUUAUCUGAACUGUGUGUUAUUGAUGAGCUGCUUUGUCAGGAUGAAAACGCCCUGCUGAGUUUCGAGGCCAUCCGCAGCAUUCACAAAGACAUGGACGACGAUGCAGACGGUAGCGUGGAUGUGACUGAAACAGAUGGGUUUCUAAGGGAGGACCUGAAGUACCAUGACACCAAAGGAAAACACAAGAGCUUUCAUAGAGCAGAUAUGAUGAUCACGGUGGAGGACAUGUGGAACUCCUGGAAGGCCUCUGAAGUGUAUAACUGGACAGUAGAGGAAGCAGAGGAGUGGCUCAUCAGAUGUGUAGAGUUGCCACAAUAUGCUGAGUCCUUCAAGAAAAACGUCAUGAGUGGCAGAGCUCUGCCCAGACUGGCAGUAAAAAAUGCCACCCUGCUUCUCGCCGUGCUGAAGAUACCAGAUCGCACUCAUGCACAGAAGCUGCAGCUGAAAGCUCUGGACACGGUCCUGUUUGGGCCACCAGUGAAGAGACACAGUCAUUUAAAGGACUUGAUGGUGGUGGUGUCCAUCGUGAUUGGAGUUGGGGGCUGCUGGUUUGCUUACAUCCAGAGCAGAAACUCUAGAGACCACGUGAGCAAGAUGAUGAAGGACCUGGAUGGACUGCAGAGGGCUGAACAGAGUCUCCUAGACCUCCAGCAGAAGCUGCAGAUCGCUCAGGAGAACCACCAAACGGUGGAGGUGGAGAAGGUCCGGCUGGAGCAGAAGCUAAGAGACGAGAUAGACACGGCUAAACAAGAAGCACAGAGACUGCAUGAACUACGCGAGGGCACCGUGAACGAACUGAGCAGACAGAAAUAUGCAGAGGAAGAGCUGGACCAGGUGCGCAUGGCUCUGAAGAAGGCCGAGAAGGAGCUGGAGUCCAGGAGGAGCUGGAGUCCACCUGAAGAUCUUCAGAAGUGGCUGCAGCUCACUCAUGAAGUGGAGAUUGAUUACUACAACAUCAAGAAGCAGAGUGCUGAAAGACAGCUCAUCGUGGCUAAAGAAGGAGCUGAAAAGAUCAAGAAGAAGAGAGGAACUCUUUUUGGAACGUUUCACGUGGCUCACAGCUCAUCGCUGGACGAUGUCGAUCACAAAAUCCUGACAGCUAAACAAGCUCUGGGUGAGGUGACCGCUGCCCUCAGGGAAAAACUCUAUCGCUGGCAACAAAUUGAGCAGCUGACGGGUUUUGUUAUCGUGAACAAUCCUGGAAUGUCCUCUCUCGCUUCUGCUCUUAACCUGGACCCGACGUUUAUGGGCAUCCGCCCUGCUACACCACAAAACAUACUGUUCUCAGAUGACCUGGAUGAUAUGGAUGAAGACAUGCUUUCCCCGGGAACCCUGGAAUAUGCCGCCUGGCAGAUGGACCGGCGAGUGACUGACCUUUGGCCUGUGGCCUCCGAGAACCAAUCCCUGUGGAAACAUUCUGCUCCGAGCCUGUUGUCCCUGCGGCCUCGACAUGGAGACCCCAUGCUGAACCUGAGCUCGCAGAGGGAUCUGAACCGGUCCGAAUCAGAUUCCUCUCUCUCUACGUCUCAGUAUGGGGACACCCAGUACACCUCCUCAGCUUUACAACACAAGCUUUCCAGAUCCAAUGGGGGUUCGUCCACAGACAGCCCGCUACUGCAGAAAAAGACCUUUGGGAUGGAGAAGUGUGUCAGUCUCGGAGAGAUCCACUCUAGCCUUAACUCAGUCGACUCCACACGUUCUCUCAUCUGCACCUCUGAGCAGGUCGGUUCUUCACCAACUUUAAUAAGGCCAGGCGGUCGUAUUUCUCAGAUCACCGACAGAAAGAACUUGGUAGACGAGGACAGCGGCUCCACGGGAGAAGACACGGAAGGUUCUAUCUCUGGCAACAAGAAGCGCAACUUUCCCAGGAUCUUUAAGAGACAAAAGAAAUAACAACAGUUUAAAAUUCAUGCAAGACUUCUUUCAUUCAACCAUGAAAAAAUUAAGAUUUACAGGACUGAGUGUAGCACAUUGGUACUUAAGUUUGUGUCGACCUGCGGGAACAGAUUCAUUUUCAUUUGUUGGGGACAGGUAUGAUAUCACUGUAAAUGUAUUUAUUUAGAUACUUCAAUGGCACGAGAUGGUUUGUGCGUUUUUGGUUUGCGUGUUUCUAAUAUUUUUACUAUGAAUUGUUUGACCCUCAAACAUCUGAUUUACAAGCACAUGCAAAGGCUUUCGGCACAUUCAAAUAUCAUGUGCUGUUGUUUUACAUAGGAUUUGCCUGGACUUUAUCGACUUGCUGCUGCUGUUGUGAUGCAACUUAGUAUUGCACUUCCAGGGGAGACGUUUGGCUUCAAUUAUUACAAUUUGUACUUUUUAAGUGCCUUUGUAAACAUCACUCAUCUUCAUAAAUAUGCCACAUCGCCUGAAAAAAAAAAACUGAUUUGAGUGUGACAUCAAUGGACCAGGAGUACACAGUAUCUGUGUAUUGUACAUGUAUUGCCUGGCAGUUGUGGGGGAUGAAUAUAUCUUUUUACAUUGUGACAUAAUUACAAUAAUUUUUAGGUUAUAAAAUGUUUGAAGUCAUUAGCGGGUGUCUUUUACUUUGAAAUGAUUUCCAAUGUUCUCUGUGUAUGUGUUCACAUAAAUAACCCAUGUGUCUUUUAAUGGUCAGCAUGUAACUACAUGCGUUUUCACAAAUGGCAGGGGUGGGGGGGGUGUUUUACAAUAUAAAACAUUGAAUACUCACAUA
Messenger RNA from Triplophysa dalaica, 3267 nucleotides. It is a transcript of the gene stim1b, whose product is annotated as stromal interaction molecule 1b. Lineage: Eukaryota; Metazoa; Chordata; Actinopteri; Cypriniformes; Nemacheilidae. Gene Ontology annotation, cellular component: endoplasmic reticulum; plasma membrane. Bases 462 to 2468 code for a protein of 668 amino acids. Gene Ontology annotation, biological process: activation of store-operated calcium channel activity; store-operated calcium entry; intracellular calcium ion homeostasis. The record is from RefSeq and is a predicted model, not a curated record. The transcript has 14 exons. Gene Ontology annotation, molecular function: protein binding; calcium ion binding; calcium channel regulator activity.